Mandrillus leucophaeus (drill) is the source of this 1496-nucleotide messenger RNA. It is a transcript of the gene IDUA, whose product is annotated as iduronidase, alpha-L-. Gene Ontology annotation, molecular function: L-iduronidase activity. Bases 1 to 1383 code for a protein of 460 amino acids. Gene Ontology annotation, biological process: carbohydrate metabolic process. The record is from RefSeq and is a predicted model, not a curated record. The transcript has 11 exons. Lineage: Eukaryota; Metazoa; Chordata; Mammalia; Primates; Cercopithecidae.
AUGCCCAGGAUCCUGCUCUUUGAGGUAAACCAGGAGUCUCCCGGGAGUGGGACGCCCCUGCAGCGGGACCUGGCCUGCCUCCCCCCGCUGCCACACAGACAGGCUGACCAGUACGUCCUCAGCUGGGACCAGCAACUCAACCUCGCCUAUGUGGGCGCCGUCCCUCACCGUGGCAUCGAGCAGGUCCGGACCCACUGGCUGCUGGAGCUUGUCACCACCAGGGGGUCCACUGGACGGGGCCCAAGCUACAACUUCACCCACCUGGAUGGGUACCUGGACCUUCUCAGGGAGAACCAGCUCCUCCCAGGGUUUGAGCUGAUGGGCAGCGCCUCGGGCCACUUCACCAACUUUGAGGACAAGCAGCAGGUGUUUGAGUGGAAGGACUUGGUCUCCAGCCUGGCCAGGAGAUACAUCGGUAGGUACGGACUGGCGCAUGUUUCCAAAUGGAACUUCGAGACGUGGAACGAGCCGGACCACCACGACUUUGACAACGUCUCCAUGACCAUGCAAGGCUUCCUGAACUACUACGAUGCCUGCUCGGAGGGUCUGCGUGCGGCCAGCCCGGCCCUGCGGCUGGGAGGCCCUGGCGACUCCUUCCACACCCCACCGCGAUCCCCGCUGAGCUGGGGCCUCCUGCGCCACUGCCACGACGGUACCAACUUCUUCACCGGGGAGGUGGGCGUGCGGCUGGACUACAUCUCCCUCCACAGGAAGGGUGCGCGCAGCUCCAUCUCCAUCCUGGAGCAGGAGAAGGCCGUCGCGCAGCAGAUCCGGCAGCUCUUCCCCAAGUUUGCGGACACCCCCAUUUACAACGACGAGGCGGACCCGCUGGUGGGCUGGUCCCUGCCCCAGCCGUGGAGGGCUGACGUGACCUAUGCGGCCAUGGUGGUGAAGGUCAUCGCCCAGCAUCAGAACCUGCUACUGGCCAACACCAGCUCCACCAUCCCCUACGCGCUCCUGAGCAACGACAACGCCUUCCUGAGCUACCACCCGCACCCCUUCGCGCAGCGCACGCUCACCGCGCGCUUCCAGGUCAACAACACCCGCCCGCCGCACGUGCAGCUGCCCCAGGUCACGCGGCUCCGUGCCCUGCCCUUGACCCAAGGGCAGCUGGUUUUGGUCUGGUCGGAUGAACACGUGGGCUCCAAGUGCCUGUGGACAUACCAGAUCCAGUUCUCUCAGGAUGGUAAGGUGUACACCCCAGUCAGCAGAAAGCCAUCGACCUUCAAUCUCUUUGUGUUCAGCCCAGACACAGGUACUGUCUCCGGCUCCUACCGAGUUCGAGCUCUGGACUACUGGGCCCGACCAGGCCCCUUCUCCAACCCUGUGCCAUAUCUGGAGGUCCCUGUGCCAAGAGGGCCCCCAGCCCCUGGAAAUCCAUGAGCCUGUGCUGAGCCCCACUGGGCUGCACCUCCACUGGCAAUCAGCGAGCUGGGGUUGCACUGUGCCCACGCUGCCCCCCCAUCACCCCCUUUGCAAUAUAUUUUUAUAUUUUA